Molecule: messenger RNA, 2322 nt
Organism: Drosophila novamexicana
Lineage: Eukaryota; Metazoa; Arthropoda; Insecta; Diptera; Drosophilidae
Product: mediator of RNA polymerase II transcription subunit 15
Exons: 1
Source: RefSeq, a predicted model, not a curated record
AAAGACAAUGUGGUCACAACUAUUAGUUCGUCCUCCAUCCUGCACACGAACGCCACCGCAAAUGGAGCAACGGAUGGCCAACAGCAGCAACAGCAGCCCCAAUAUCAUUAUAUAACCACAACUGGAGAGGAUGGCCAGACGCCGACGACCAUAGUCUUUGAGAACUAUAACGGAGGUUUGCCCGCGACGGCGGUUAGCGCCGCCGCAGUGACCCCUGUCGUUAGCAGCAUCGAUGUUGGCAGCGGUGGUGCUGGUGGCGGUGGCGGUGGCACAGUGCCAGCAACGACAACAACAACAACAGCGCUGGUGAAUACGGAUGGCACAAUUAUUGAGUUCGACGGCAGCACCUACGAGGAGUAUCAUGUGCUGAAAAGCGAGAAUGGAAGCAGCGAUUGCCUGAGCAACGGCAGCAGCGCCGUGGCGGCGGACAUUAUAAAGUACGAGCCACAGCAUGUGGGUGACGAUGAGGAGCUGUUGGGCGAGGGUGAGGAGAGUGGACUGCAAGUUAAAUAUGAGGAGCAGAGCCUGGAGCAUGAACAUGAUUUCGAGGAAUAUCAUGUGAUUAAAUCGGAAGUGGAGGCCGAGGCAGCGGAACAGGCGGCUGGCACCAUCAGCUACACCAUCACCAGCCACGACGACCAGCACCAACAACAGCAAGAGCAGCAACAACAACAGCAACAGCAACCACAACAGACCAUCAAUGAUGCGAUACCCGGCAUGCUCUCGAAAGCGGCGGCGGCCAAGCAGAAACGUAAACGCAAGACGCGCGUCAUUGCGGAGGAUGAGCAGGGCGAGUAUCUGGAGAAGAUGAGCGUGCGCGGCCUGGACAUAGCGCGCUACGAGCACAUUAUCGAUGGUGUCGCCUAUUGCCUGGUCUGUGCCAAGAACGACAUCUUCAAGACGUUCAAGAACAAGUACAGUUUCCAGCGGCAUGCGUAUCUCUUCCAUGAGGGUCAGAACCGCAAGAUAUUCGCCUGUCCCAUAUGCAACAAGGAAUUCUCGCGGCCGGAUAAAAUGAAAAUGCACAAGAAGGAUAAGCACGGGGAUGUGCCCAUGCCGCCCUCAUCAGCGUCGAGCACGCCACAAAAAUCUGAUGCGACGGGCACGCCGGCGGCCAAGCGUGCGCGGACCACACGAACGCCGCGCGUGCGCAAGCUGAAGGCGGGUGAUGCGGCCACGCCUGCCAAGAAGCGUUUGGCCCAAAUCGACAGCGUGCUGGAUGAGGUGCAGAAUGCCGAGGCGGAGCAGCAACAACAACAGCAGCAGCAGCAGCAACAACACCAACAACAGCAACAACUACAGCAACAGCAAACGACAACCGCAGCGCCGCAGCAGCAGCAGCAGCUGCAAACGCUGCCCUCGCUGGACUUUAGCGGCAUGAUACUGCCGGGCGGAGCACAGCUGGCGUUGGCCAAUCCCGGCGCCAGCAGCUCGAUGACGCUGCAACGCGGCCAGGCAACGCCCACGCAGAGCGCACAGCCAACGACAACGACGCUCAUCUAUUCGAAUCAGCUGGAGUUGCAGCAGGCGUUGCUGCAGCAACAGCUGCACGGUCAGAGCAUUAUGAUACAGGAUCAGGCGGGCAAUCUGGUGCCGUUGCAGCUGGAUGGCACCCAAACCAUCUACACAACGGCGCCAGCGCCGCAGCGUGCGCAGGCGACAACGUAUCAAACCACAACGCAGCAGCAGCUUCAACAGCAGCAGCAGCAACAGCAGCAUGAACAGCAGCAGCAGCAGCAGCAGGUGGCCACCAGUCAGGCGCAAGCGCAGUCCACACACUACGAUCUGGACAACGUGACCUACCUCAGUUCGACGGCAGCGGCCACGCCCACACUGCCCAACGAGCAACAGCAGCAGCAGCAACAUGUCAUUGGCACUGUGCAAAGCUAUCAGAUACUCACGCCCGACGGGCUGCAAAGCUUUCAGCCCAAGCUGGAGGCCACGGAACUGGGUGAUCUCUGUCCGUACACCAUGAGCGCGACGGGGGCGCCACAAUACACAUUCACCACGCACGCCAGCGCGCAGCCCACGCUGAAUGCGAACGCGCUGGACGCCCAAACCCAACAGCAUCACCAGCAGCAGCAGCAGCAGCAACAGCAGCAGCAACAGCAAUCGCAGCAUUUGCUGCAACAGCAUCAAUUUGGCCACAAUCCGCAUCAUCAGUUUAUGGAGCUGAAGAAUGAGCUGCUGAUAAAGAGCAGCGAUGCGUAUACGCUGGAUGCCGCCUCCAUGUACCACCUGCCCUUCUCGCCGACAUCGAUGAUAAACGCGGUUAACGAUGUAAACAACUCGUCGCUGCUGGAGACCAAAGAAAUUAGGUAA